GACUCGCCGUCCCAAACUCUUUAUACCGCUUUAGUUCAGAGACAAGAACUCUUUCUGUUUUCAUGGAACACUAGACUGGAUUUGAACAAACUGGUUUCAGGUGUGUCACUGGGCUGAGACGGGUUCUGUGUUUCCUGAGCGGGUGACUUCCGGCGAGCAGCUGAGAUGGAAAUCUGAUCGGAGUCUGACCGGACUGUGAUUAGAAUCCGGUUUCUGGGAAAAACAAGCAGAAAAAGAACCCUUGUUGAUAUUGAGAAGUUUUAAAUCGUGUGCUGAGAUUCAGAAGCUGUGACUGAAGGGUGAAAGCGAAAGUGCCGAGCCAUGUCCGUGCUGUGGCUUUCCCUGUUCUUCCUACUGGCCGGAGUGUUUCUGUGUGCAGCAGCAGAUCUGAAGAAAUACGACUUGCAGAACAUCAUCUGCUCUCAGGGUCUGAAACGCUGCAAAGUCAUUAAGCAGAACUCUGUGGUUCAUCCACCUGAUUCCGGCCCACUGGAAGUUUUGGGUUUCGGUGUGGAGUCUGCUCUCUGCCGCGAAGGAACGCUGAUGUACAAAGCGUGCCUCCGGAUCCGAAUCCAACUCCGAAUCCAUGACGAUGUUAACGUUAGUGGAGAAACACCAGAAGACUCUGAAGAUGAUGAGCAUGAAGCUGCUCUAACACUGUGCUGCUCAUCUCCACCAAAUCUUCCGUCCUGCAAAACGAUCACGUUUAUCGUGAAAUCCAACGUGCAGAAGAACCAGGAGGUGGUGGUGGUGGUGCAUGACGACGUGUUCCUGGGCAGCUCUGUGACCGUCACAGUGAACAAGACGUCGCAGGUGGUUCACAUCCCACGCCAAAGCUCAGUGUGCCCUGCUCCUCUUAUCGAGGAAUGUAAAAGUCCCAACAUCUCCCACGAGAUCUCCAAGCACAGGGGUGUGGUGGAGCUGAAAGCCGAGACUAACAAGGGGCUGUCGCUGUGUAUGAAACGGAAGGGGAUGGCAAUGUGUUGGUCGAGCAACUGGACCAUCCCACUGCACGCCAUCACACACUGCAUGUGUUUCCAGGCUUGGAGUGAAAACACAGAAGAUGAAAAAUCCUGGUCUUCCCGGUCUCAAAUUUGUCCCUUUGAGAACAACGAAGAGAUCAGAAGGAACGCAGUGAAGAACCUGUCCCUCUCUGUGGGACGCAUCAAGACCAAUGAAGGUGCUGCAGCUUUGAGCUGGAACCUGAGCGCCCCCUGCAGGCUGGAGACCGAGGUGUGGCCCUGCCAGAUGGCCGUGUCUGUGGGCGGAGACUGCAGUGAGGUGCCCGGGUUCAGACAGAUCAUCAGUACGGGCUGGGAAGAGAACAUCAGCAUGGUGUGGACGUCAGGUGUGUUUCAGGACGUUCAAGCGACAAACAACCUGCCGGUGUGUGUGAUGUUUAAGGUUGACGGAGAAAUGUUCGGCCCUUUGUGUGAGCGUGACGCCUACAGGGGGCGUUGGGUCAGCCUGGGGUUUGUGAUGCUGCUGGUGUUUGUCCUGCUUGCAUUCGGGGUGUUUGUGCUCAGAAGCAGGUUCAAAGAGUGGCUUUCUAACUCCAACCCAAGGGAUCUGUCUCGAGGCCUCCGUGGUGAAGUCCUGCUCGUACACUCGUCUGGUUCCGAUCUGUCUCUAUUAGACACCGUGUGCUGGUUUGCUACGUGGCUUUCUGAGCUCGGGUUCUCCGUCUCUCUGGAUCUGUGGAACCAGGUGGCGGUGAGCGCGAUCGGUCCGACCCCGUGGCUCCACUCACGGCUCCAGCACGUCCAAAAGCACGGUGGCAAAACCCUCCUGCUACUCUCGCACGACGCUGUGCUCCGAACCAAAGCCUGCUAUGAAACCUGGAGCAGUGUGCUGGACAGAGACGAUGGCAGGGUGAGCAGUACGUCCUGGCCGUGGAACUCUGAUGUCUUCAGUUCGGCUCUCAGCGCCCUUUUCUCUGCUCGCCUGCAGGGCGGCGCCACUGAGCACUUUGCUGUGGUGCAGCUGGAGUCAGAGGCGCUCGACAUGCCGGAGCUGUUUCAAGGCCUGAGGCUCUAUCAGCUGCCCUCAGGGUGUCGGCGCCUGCUCUCCGAUCUCCACACCAAGCACCCAGAAAACAUUGGAGCUCAGCUCAAGAGGUUCUUCUGGACCUGGAGAGCCUCAACCAGGCUGGAGAGGAGGCUGAGGAACUGUGAGAAAGAGCAGCGGUCACGCACCGAGUCCACGCUCACGCAGGUCGACGCGCUGAGCAUGGAGAUGGAGAUGGAAGAGGAGACACGCCCUCUAAAUAUUUAACUGAGACUCGCAUUUACCUCACGGGGCAGGGACGAAACUGACUGUCCUGAGCUCACAAAUGAAAUGAAGUCUGUCCAUGUGAAGGAAAAAAACAUGAAUGUGUCUGAUUUGUUCACAUCUGUGGUGAACUCCAUUCCAAAGUGAAGAUGUUUCUGUGUUGAGAUGUGAGGAGACGGUGUCGUGAAUGAGGAAUACACCGGGUCAGCGACUCGCUUCAUUCCAGAACAGAAGUGGAGCGGGUUUUGUGCCUGCUUCCUCAGCUUCUUCACUCCUGAGCGAGCAUGUCAUUCAAAAGUGAAUCUCAUAGGCAGUAUCAGCAUUUUAUCGGCACAGUUUUUCGAGCAGGAGCUCGUGUGUAGUCAUGGGGAUCGGUUCUGGACGAGGAUUGCAGGUUUCUGUGUCGACGCUCACUGCUCAAAAGAAGUCUGCGUGUAAAUAAUGAGCCUGGAGCCGCCAUGUGCCAUCAGUUCAGUCAGAGGACAGGAAAGUCGGAGAUCCUUUCUGAUCCGGUGUGGGUUUUUAACCCAUGAACAGCAGCACAACACAGAAAAAUGUAAUUGUUUACACUCGUUUUGACUCCACAGUAGGACCUCAAAUAUAUGUCAUAAUCAUAUAACUGAAAUCCUUCAGGAUACUUUUGGUUUGUUGAUAUCGGCUCUGUAAAAUCGCUGAACGCCUUCGUCUCUUUUUCCCACUCGACUCUGCUUGGGUCAGCUGAUUGUUGUGAUUUCUGCCCUUCCAUGCUGUGCAUGUUGCCAAAAGUUGAGUUGCUGUGUGCCCUCUGGUGGACAAACUACACAAUGACCAUGCUCAUCACGUGGCUGAAGGAUCCACCUUGUCUCUGUUUCUUUUUGUUUUAAUUGUCAUCUCUCGGUCGUUAUAAACUCCAACCUUCAUUUAAUCGCUCAUAUAUCAUCAGAUGAUAAUAUCAGCAUGCGGGUUUAUCAGUCAAUCGUAUUGGGAAAUACUCCAGCAACCUUUCCUCAAAAUAUUGUCAAAAUGUUGAUGUUUGCAUGCAGUGAGAAGCAGAAGAUGAGCUUUUGGAGCUUUAACCAAAAAUUAAAUUGGAGUUUAAGGAUAAAUAUGUCUUGAAUCUAAACCGAGCGAAUACCAAAUCUUUCAUUUGCCAGAAUAUUUUAAGAUUUAUCUCCAUGUUGGCUGAAGCUUUAACCCUAUAUCCAUCACCUCAAUGACACGGGUGUGGUCAGGAUGAUGAAAUCUUGGGGUUUUGAAAACAUUUAUUCAAUCCAUGGUAUUGGGCUGCAUUUAACAUCUGACUUUAAUGAUACUUUUAUUUAAUAUCCAGAAUAAAUUCCUGGCGACUUGUCCAGGGUGUACCCUGCCUUUCGCCCAUAGUCAGCUGGGAUAGGCUCCAGCUUGCCUGCGACCCUGUAGAACAGGAUAAAGCGGCUACAGAUGAUGAGAUGAGAUGAUUUGGUUGAAAAUCUGGGCGUCAGUUCGGCUGUUCCAAAUCCGUUUGGAGUUAUUUAAGCAUUUUUUUAAAAACAAAUCACAACAUCUGGAUAUCUACGUCACACAAUUUUUCAUCAUAUCAAUAUCAUCUCGUCACGUUGCCCCGCCCUGUCCUGCAGUUUAAAUACAGCCCUCACUUGAGUUGAAGUUAUUGAGAAAUCAAAGCACCAUGUUCCAGUUAUCAGUCACGUGAUAUCCUGUGAACACCAACGUACAUGAUAUCGUUAUUAUGAACCUUUAAAAACCUCAUGUGCUUUUUGAGAGGCUGCUUAUUUUUGAACAAAUUUGAAAAUUGUAAAAUUAAACACACACUUUUCCCUGAAGUUUGUGGAUCAGCCGAGACAUGUUCAGUGUGUGGUGUUUGCUUCUUCUGGAGCUCGGGGAACGGAAAAUCACUUUUUGGUGCCAAAUGAUUCAGAACAUAUCGACGAGUCCCACACUCAGACACGUCCAGUUUGACCUCAGCGGUUUGGUGUCGGGGUUCAGAGCCAACGAUGAUGGACUCCAACCUUUAGCAGUAAACACCGGCGUGCUCUGAGCUCUGUGCUUUUAUUUGUUUUGUUGAAAGAAAAUACGAUAUAAAAUGCACUUAGUCCUGGAAAUGAAGUCUGAUUAAAGUGUGCUGAGACUGCAAAGUCAAGUGACAUCAUAAAACUGUUUUCUGUGGCUCUGAAUCUCAGCCUCGUGCAGUUUCAGUCUUGAAUCCACAGAGAAAUCUGAACGAUGUGCAUUUAUUCAGAGUAUUUUUUUAAUAUUUUAUAUAUAAUGUCCAUGUGUAUAUUCAUAUUCAGUGACUGUGCAGAUGAUUUAAUCUAUCUGUGCAUGCAUCGAACUGCACACACAACUUUUUAAUCUGCUUUUUAAUCUGAAUGUGUGUGCAAUGUAUCUGUGUAUCACCUGCUGGUGUCUGAGUAAAAAUCCUGCCUGAUCUGAAAAGUGUUCAGUUUUCUCAUGUUUACUUCCUGUUUAUUUAAUAAAUGCAGAAUUGGCUAAAGACAUGAGUGUGAAAUUUCCCCGUCUGUGGUAUUGUGUUCGUUUGUAAAAGAGAUAACAGGCAGAUAUUGGACAAUGAGAUGGUGCAAAAGUUUCCAUCCUCAAAAUUUCUGAUUUAAAAUAAAAAGUGCACCUCUCUUCUACAGACAGUGUGUCAACAAAUGGAAAAGUGUAAGCUGGAAAAUUAAAAUAAUACUAAAUACAUAAAAUAAGUUGAAAAAAAAGAAAGGAGUUGAGAUGAUCUGCUUUUCCUCCUGAACUGAUCCGAAGAAUCCAGACCAAGAAGUCUGGGCAGAAAGUUAUAAACCUGCAAAACUGGUCAUUUUUGGUUUUCCUGCUGAUGAUACCCAGGAUGACGGGACACUUUAUCGCCUGUAUUCUGUUAUUUGUAGUCAAUAAAUGAACAUCUGUGUAACCCACACACACAGUGA
This is a messenger RNA of Neoarius graeffei (lesser salmon catfish), 5171 nucleotides long. RefSeq names its product interleukin 17 receptor C (gene il17rc). The record is from RefSeq and is a predicted model, not a curated record. Gene Ontology annotation, molecular function: interleukin-17 receptor activity. Lineage: Eukaryota; Metazoa; Chordata; Actinopteri; Siluriformes; Ariidae. The transcript has 15 exons. The coding region runs from base 322 to 2274 and encodes 650 amino acids.